Messenger RNA from Vittaforma corneae ATCC 50505, 330 nucleotides. RefSeq lists its product as uncharacterized. The coding region runs from base 1 to 330 and encodes 109 amino acids. NCBI's taxonomy places the organism in Eukaryota, Fungi, Microsporidia, Nosematidae. The record is from RefSeq and is a predicted model, not a curated record. The transcript has a single exon.
AUGCCCGAAGACAUCAAACAAGCUGCAGACCAGCAAAUGGCAACUCGACAAAUUGGUGUGCGUUCAAGUGUGGUUGAGAGUGUUUACUUACAGUUGGAGCUGAGAAAGGUCCUUCAGACCCACCACAAGUUCCCCACAACAUUCGUUUAUCCAGUAGGUCGACUUUGCUUUGAAGGCAUCACCUACUCUGGAUCUAUCACGAAAUUUACAGUCAUCAAAGAGAACAUCAAAGAAACAUGGAAAAUCAAAUUAGAUGGCAGCACAUCAUUCGAAGACUCGCUUUGUUAUAGCUUGGGCGAUGCAUUUUGUAAGUACUUUAGCAAAUACUGA